Messenger RNA from Mastomys coucha (southern multimammate mouse), 636 nucleotides. RefSeq names its product prostate and testis expressed protein 4-like. Bases 216 to 545 code for a protein of 109 amino acids. The record is from RefSeq and is a predicted model, not a curated record. NCBI's taxonomy places the organism in Eukaryota, Metazoa, Chordata, Mammalia, Rodentia, Muridae. The transcript has 3 exons.
AUCUUAGGAGGCACAAGAGAAAAAUUGGUCACAGAAGAAAGAUCUGGAUAAUUGCCAGGUUAUCAUGACUUAGAUUAGUAUCUAGUUUUGCCUUUCAUGUUCAUAUUGGCCAAUGAAGAGAGUUAUAAAAUAGUUGGCUAUUUAUUAGCCCGUGCUAAACUAUCAUCCAGUUCCAUUUCUUUUCCACACCUUCUGCAAGGGUUAGCAGAUACUCAAUGCGAAAUGUACAGGAGCUGGGCAUCAUUCUGCUACUCUGUAUGCAAACUGCUUUAGCUCUAAUGUGUAGAGAAUGUAAAUCCUAUUCACAUCAUAAAUGUGUACAUGAAAUGGGCACAUGCACUGCCAAAGAUGGUGAAUCUUGUCUGCUUGUUAAAUUGUGGAUUCCACCUCAAAAUGCAUAUAUGCCAACUGAUGCAUACUCUAGAUGCCAGAAAAACUGUACAAUGGAUGAUUAUUACUAUGGUGAUUAUAUAGUAAUGGUGAAAUGUUGUGAUGAUUUUGACUUUUGCAAUGAUAUUAUUGUGCCAAGUGAGGACUAUCCCUGAAGAACCUUCAGAUUAUCUCAUGGCUUCCUUCAGUCUUCCUCAUCUUCUUUUUUUUUUCAAAUAACUUCAAAUAAAUGAUAUUUUACCUUGC